Messenger RNA from Tachysurus vachellii, 1375 nucleotides. RefSeq names its product small fragment nuclease (gene rexo2). The record is from RefSeq and is a predicted model, not a curated record. The coding region runs from base 3 to 821 and encodes 272 amino acids. The transcript has 7 exons. Gene Ontology annotation, molecular function: nucleic acid binding; 3'-5'-RNA exonuclease activity. Gene Ontology annotation, cellular component: mitochondrion. NCBI's taxonomy places the organism in Eukaryota, Metazoa, Chordata, Actinopteri, Siluriformes, Bagridae.
UAAUGGCUGCACUGAGGGUGUUGUGUGCGUCGUGUUCACGCCGGUCUGUUACUGUUCUUCCCCGCGUGGCUGUGGGUUUAUUUAUCAGGACUAAACUCCAGCAACCAGAAUUAACUCUGCACUCAUACAUUCAUCAUCACAAAGCCAGAGUUUUAUUCUCGAACCUUCUCCUGAACCCAGUGUUAAUGUCAGCUUCUGUUUCCACAUCAACAUCUGCUGCUAUGAUGAGCCACAGGAUGGUGUGGGUGGAUUUAGAGAUGACAGGACUGGAUAUAGAAAAGGAUGAGAUUAUCGAAAUGGCAUGCAUCAUCACAGACUCAGAUCUCAACAUCAUCGCUGAGGGUCCUAAUCUGAUCAUCAAUCAGCCGGACGAGCUGCUCGACAGCAUGUCGGAUUGGUGCAAGGAGCAUCAUGGGAAGUCAGGGUUGACGCAGGCAGUGCGGGACAGUAAGAUCUCACUUCAGCAGGCAGAGUACGAGUUCAUAUCAUUCGUCAGACAGCACACACCACCGGGCCAGUGUCCUCUGGCAGGAAACUCUGUGCACGCUGAUAAGAGGUUUUUGGACAAGUACAUGCCCCAGUUCAUGCAUCAUCUCCACUACCGCAUCAUCGACGUGAGCACGGUCAAGGAGCUCUGCAGACGCUGGUUUCCAAACGACUACAAACAUGCACCUCAAAAGAAAUCUUCACACAGAGCGCUGGGUGACAUUCAAGAGAGCAUCAAAGAGCUGAAGUUUUACAGAGAGACCGUCUUCAAACCUCAAGGAGAAGAGAAGAAGAGAAAGAUUAUUGAAAAUGGAGAGAACAAACACACGGCCUAAAACACACCUGCUCUGACUUUGGAGAGAGAAUGUGUGUGUGUGUGUGUGAGACAGGGAGUGUGAGAGAGAGAGACAGGGAGUGUGAGAGAGAGAGACAGGGAGUGUGAGAGAGAGAGACAGGGAGUGUGAGAGAGAGAGACAGGGAGUGUGAGAGAGAGAGACAGGGAGUGUGAGAGAGAGAGACAGGGAGUGUGAGAGAGAGAGACAGGGAGUGUGAGAGAGAGAGACAGGGAGUGUGAGAGAGAGAGACAGGGAGUGUGAGAGAGAGAGACAGGGAGUGUGAGAGAGAGAGACAGGGAGUGUGAGAGAGAGAGACCGAGAGUGUGUGAGAGAGAGAGAGAGAGAGAGAGAGAGACAGAGAGUGUGAGAGAGAGAGAGACGUUCUGUGUUCUUUAUUUUAUCAUCUGAUACACGCCUGGUUCCACAUACACUUUUAGUUCUCAGUAUUGCUACAGAAAUUAGGAACAACUUGAUUUUUUUUUCUCGUGCUGCUUUGAAUUUGUUAAUCUGUCUGUGCUGUUUGCUGAAGCGCAAAUACAAAAUGUGAACACUGA